AUGAUAGAAGGUGGUCCCUCACCUGAUGUAAUCACCUAUUCCACUUUUAUCAGCGGCUUGUGUAAGGCUGGCCAAAUAACGGAAGCCUUCCAAGUCUUUGACACAAUGAAGGCCAAUAAUUGUGGUCCGAACACAAUUACCUACAAUACUCUCAUUCACCACGUAGGGAAAGUCGGUUGGGUUGGGGAUGGAUGCAAGCUUUUUCAGGAGAUGAAGAACUCAGCUUCUCGUCCGGAUUUGGUGACGUACACUUGCUUGAUUAGUGGACUCUGCAACGCCGGUAGGACAGAAGAAGCUCCGCACAAGUUCCAUGAUCCCAAAACUGAGGGUUUAUCUGAAGACGUAGUAAUUUACAACACCUUAAUGGAUGGAUUAGGCAAGGCCGGCAGGACAGAGGAAGCAGGUGAGCUAUUAGGGAUGAUGAAGGCGUAUGGGGUAAAAGCUGAUCUCGUGACCUACAAUACGUUGACUGAUGGUGUGGGCAAGGAGGGGAGUAUGUACAUGGCAUUCGGCUUCUUCGAAGAAAUGAAGGCGAGGGAAAUUGAACCUGAUGUGGUUACUUACAGUAUUUUGAUCGACGCAGUUGGUAAAGCAGGUCAUGCAGAGGAAGCCAGCCAGCUCAUUGACUAA
This is a messenger RNA of Marchantia polymorpha subsp. ruderalis, 630 nucleotides long. The record is from the annotation of a GenBank genome assembly. NCBI's taxonomy places the organism in Eukaryota, Viridiplantae, Streptophyta, Marchantiopsida, Marchantiales, Marchantiaceae.